This is a messenger RNA of Lathyrus sativus (Indian pea), 315 nucleotides long. Lineage: Eukaryota; Viridiplantae; Streptophyta; Magnoliopsida; Fabales; Fabaceae. The record is from the annotation of a GenBank genome assembly.
AUGGAGUACUUCCAUAGACUCCUACACCAGUUAAGCAAGGUUCCUGACUACAAUUUCCAUGCAAAAUGCAAAAAGCUGCAAAUUAUCGACAUCAGUUUUGCGGAUGAUGUUCUCCUAUUUACCCGUGGGGAUGGCAAGUCUAUACAACUGCUUAUGGAUCAGCUGCAAACGUUCUCGCAGUCCACUGGUUUAGUGGUUAACCCUGCAAAGUGUAGGGUGAACUUCGGGGGAGAGGAAAAUGAGACCAAAAAUAAUAUCUUGGCUACUACUUCGUUUAUGGAAGGGGAUUUACCUGGGGGUUCCUCUCACCAGUAA